Messenger RNA from Eremothecium sinecaudum, 1227 nucleotides. It is a transcript of the gene MIG1, whose product is annotated as transcription factor MIG1. Gene Ontology annotation, molecular function: RNA polymerase II cis-regulatory region sequence-specific DNA binding. Gene Ontology annotation, cellular component: cytoplasm; nucleus. The record is from RefSeq and is a predicted model, not a curated record. Bases 1 to 1227 code for a protein of 408 amino acids. Lineage: Eukaryota; Fungi; Ascomycota; Saccharomycetes; Saccharomycetales; Saccharomycetaceae. The transcript has a single exon.
AUGAGUGCCUCUGCUGGUAAAAAGACCUCUCCUCCUGCUGCUGGGGGCCCGGAUGCUCCCAGACCUUAUGUCUGUCCGAUAUGUUCGCGAGCGUUUCAUAGGUUAGAGCACCAGACAAGACAUAUACGAUCACAUACAGGUGAGAAGCCCCACGGUUGUGACUUUCCAGGUUGCGGGAAGAAGUUUAGCAGACGAGAUGAACUCACCAGACAUAAGAGGAUUCACGCAUCAGAUCGACCAAAGGGCAAGCGAGGACGUAAGAAGAAGGUUGACCAAGAAGCACCCGCAUUGUCAGAGGUCCCCGCUGCCCCUCAAGUGUUACCGCAUUCAAAUCCAAGGCCUCAAUUUCAUGUGGAGUCCCCCGAGGGAGAUUAUUCCCAGCCGCCCAGUAUUACAAACGGCUCUCCGCCUCAAUUUUAUCCCGGGCGCCAAGCGUUACCCACAGCCAUGUCAGGCACCGGGUUGCACUCGCAGUAUCUUCAAUUCAUUCCUCACAAAUCCCCCAUGCUUGGCGCCUCCAUGGGUCCAGUAAUGAGACCUAAGCUGGGCGCCUUGUCGUCGCUCCAGCGUAUGACGCCGCUGAACCCUACUACGAAUGCUACAAGCGGCGCAAGUAAUAUGAAGAAUGGCACUUCACUGCCGCCUGUUUUGCCUCGCCCAAAAUCCCUCACUCACCUAUCGCCGGAAACCGCUGCAGAGCCCGCUCUCUCGCCCGCCAGCUAUUCGAACCCAGUAACAAGAAAUACCUCCAACACAAGUCUUUCCUCGCUGGCGUUCGAGGCAUCAUGCAUGGAACGCAUGAAUGCACUACAUUCUGAUGACGAUGACGACGGCAAUGCACGUGCCAGAAAAAAAUCCCGUACUGGGACUCCAUCGCCGCGCGGCAGCUUCGCCUCGCUCAGUUCCAUGGCGGAUUUCUCCGCCGAACUACAACAUCGCCUACAUUUGCACGCCAACUCUUCCUCUGCACUUGAUUCUCUUUCCUACAAGUACGUUGACACUGGCUAUGACAGCCAUAUCUCCCACUUACUGCUCUACAAUCACGCCCAAGCCCCUGCAGACUCACUUCGUACGACACCUUUAAGCACCCCACCGGUUGGCACAACGGAAUCUCUGGUAUCUUUACCGCCUAUACGCAGUCUUCCGCUUCUAUUUCCGGACAAUAGCAGUGGGGCAGGGCAGCGACCGGACGAUUUACGUGGCACACAAGGUUGGAGGACUGAGUAA